AUGUGUGGCGAACAAGAAUCACCAAUCCAGUCACCUUUCACAGUUGAUUCAUUGGAAACACUAUUUGAAUAUAUUGAUUCAAUUGAUUUAAAUGAACUGAAUUUCGAUGGAAACAACGAAGAAGAAAUUAACGAAAUGUAUAGAUAUUUAUUAUCAAUAGAUAUGCAUCCUUCAGAGCAGUCACCAGCGAUUUAUGAUCCAGCAACAACUUUUCAAGAACUCGUGGACAAUCAACAAUCGCCUCCAAUGCGCCACCGAGAAUCGCCUCCAGUGUGCCAUCAACAAUCACCUCCAAUGUGCAGCAGUGUUGCAAAUAUGAAUGAAAAUGAGCCUGCAGCGUCUUUUGAUCGUAGCUAUUUCCUGAUUAAUGAUACCGAAGCAUCUAAAAUUCGACCUCCAAAAUUGUGCGAAUUUCUUCUAUUGAUUCUCAAUAAUCCAAUUUAUCAUUCGUAUGCAUCUUGGAUCGACGAUGAUAGUGCCGUAUUCAAAAUUCAUGAGCCAGAAAAACUUGCUAGUCUUUGGCGAAGAGUUAAAAUACGUCAAACUAGUGGAUUGAUGGAUUAUGAAACAUUUUCACGUAGUAUUCGUUAUUACUACAAAUCUGGUCUAAUGCUUCGAACACACAAAAGACAUACCUAUCGAUUUGCGAAGAAAUGA
Molecule: messenger RNA, 657 nt
Organism: Rotaria socialis
Lineage: Eukaryota; Metazoa; Rotifera; Eurotatoria; Philodinida; Philodinidae
Source: the annotation of a GenBank genome assembly